Messenger RNA from Plasmopara halstedii, 2445 nucleotides. Its product is annotated as 23s rrna (uracil-5-)-methyltransferase. Gene Ontology annotation, biological process: RNA processing. Bases 1 to 2445 code for a protein of 814 amino acids. The transcript has a single exon. Gene Ontology annotation, molecular function: nucleic acid binding; RNA methyltransferase activity. The record is from RefSeq and is a predicted model, not a curated record. NCBI's taxonomy places the organism in Eukaryota, Oomycota, Peronosporomycetes, Peronosporales, Peronosporaceae.
AUGCAGAUAUCAACAGUGAUGGAAUCUCCGGUAGAUGGCGCGCAAAUGGAAGAGAACGAUAUAAAGGUUAUCAUCAUGAAUUAUGGAAAAUGGAAGGAUGCAAAGACGUUGACCGAGCUAUUGCAUCAACGAGGAGUGUCGUUUAAAAAAGUGCAAAAGUCUCGACAGCUUUCGUUCGGGUUUGUGCAUUUUCAUUCAAAAGAAGAGCGCGCUGAGGCAAUACCAAAGCUGGAGACUAUCGAAUGGAAUGGUGAACUUUUAGAGGUCAAAGACGUUCUAGUCAAGAAGAGUAUGAAACUUGCGCGUCAGAGCUAUAAGCGCUGCUUGAAGGAACAGGAGGCACCCAAAGAACAGCAAGAAGACGUAUCAGAACGUGAUAUACGUGACGUGGUCACACCAUGGGCAGAUGUUCCGUAUGACGCUCAAUUGGAACGUAAAGAGGUGGAGAUGAAAAAGGUGCUGGUCAAGAUUGUACGACAGACUCGGAAGGAAUAUGGCAAGAAAGAGAAGCGCGUGGCUAAAAAUUGCAAUGUUAGCAAAAAGCGUAAACUUGAAGAUGAACAGAUCAAGGAGACACAAGAGAAGCCUUUGAAUGUUUUUAUGGAUAAUUCAAAACCACAGUACUCGUUGAAAAUUCCAAAUUGGCUUACUAGCAACGGAUCGUUAUAUAUUGUAGCCAAUGAUCACCUGUACACACGUACGCUUGAAGCUGAUGCUGAGACGACGUGGCAUUAUGUAGCUAAUGCUGAGAAUAUUGUAGCGAUCGUUUCGUUCGGAAGUGAACUGGUUGCAGUCAAGACCGACAACACCAUUUAUGCGCUAAAGACGAGACUGUCACAACCGGAUAGUUUCAAUUGGGAAAAGCUUUGCAGCGGACCUGAAGGAUAUGCUCUCUCUUCACUCGCGUCGUUACGUGGAACAUUAAUAGGAUGCACUGGGGAUGGGAAAAUUUACAAGCAGGAGGGAACAGGUCGCUUUGCAGCGGGAAAGUGGACGCAGCUAGGCGAAGCACCUGGCGUGUCCGUUAUCGGACUUCACAAUGGGUUUUUAUACGCUCACAACAAGGAUUCAAACUGUGCUGUGCCCUGGUGGCGCGCUUCGCUUGACGCAACUGCGCUUAAUGCGCUAACAUUUGAGCCGUUUAAUGCGACAAUGCCAAGAGCGCUUGGUAUAACUUCACACAAUAGAUUGCUGAUUCUUCUUACACUCAAUAGUAUAGAGUAUGUGGAAGAAGAUGGCACAGUUCAGGCUUCUAUACCGAUGACACAUGAAGUGAAAGAUGCAAUGUUUACGGGAUUCACCAGUCAUAAUGGGCUGUGCUGCCCCAUGGACUCAAUUCACGCGUCGCCCGUGACGGAAGGCUACCGAAACAAAUGCGAAUUCAGUUUUGGUUUUGACAAAAACAAUAAACCAUGCGUCGGCUUUCGUCUUGGUCUCUUUCGUGAAGGAUCUGUGGUUGUCAGUAAACCUGACGAGUGCAUUAACGUGUCCAAGGAUAUGAAAGCGGUGUGUGCGGUGAUGCAGGUCAUUUUAGAAACAUCUGGUGUUCCUGUGUAUGAUGUUCAUACCAAAACAGGUGUAUGGCGCGUGCUGACAGUGCGUCAGAGUAUCAAUACAGAAGAAUUGAUGGUCAUUGUUCAGGUAAAUCCGGCUCAAAAGACUCUGGAAGAACGGGCUGCGGUAAAAGAAUUAAUAGUAAAGCGAUUGACGGACGAAGAAAAUUCCUUUCGAAUCACAUCGAUCUAUGUGCAAGAAUACGAGGGUUUAUCGGCUCCCUCGGACAAUGAUUCAGUUGAACACGUAUUUGGCAAGACAAAGCUCGAGGAACAUUUACUUGGCAUGCGCUUCUCGAUCUCGCCAAAUGCUUUUUUUCAAGUCAACACGCUUGGCGCAGAAAAAUUGUACACGCUGGUAAAACAACAUGCAAACGCAAACGAACAUACAAUGUUGUAUGACGUAUGUUGUGGUACAGGUACGAUCGGGAUUUGUUUGUCACAAGGAGUAGGCGAGAUUGUGGGAAUUGAGACUUGUAAACCUGCAACGGACGAUGCGGAAGUAAAUGCAGAGCUUAACAAUGUCAAAAACGUGAGCUUUGUCAACUCAAAAGCUGAGAUGGUUAUGAAAAAUUUAUUGCAACAAAAGCGCGGUGAGAAUAAACAGCAGCUUGAUCGUGUUGUAGCUAUUGUGGACCCGCCGCGUGCUGGACUUCAUCACCAAGUGUUGCGUGCCUUGCGCGCUUGUGCACCUGUUGAGCGAAUCGUUUACGUAUCAUGUAAUCCGACUAACUCAUUGAUACGAGAUGCCGUGACGUUGUGCGGUCCUAAUACUAAAUCGAUCCAAGGCCAGGCUUUCAAACCUGUAUACGCUGUCCCAGUCGACAUGUUUCCACAUACGCCACACUGCGAGAUGAUCAUCGUCUUUGAUCGUGUCGAAGCAGAAAAUUAG